Molecule: messenger RNA, 1054 nt
Organism: Motacilla alba alba
Lineage: Eukaryota; Metazoa; Chordata; Aves; Passeriformes; Motacillidae
Product: lymphocyte antigen 6E
Exons: 3
Coding region: 107-487 (126 amino acids)
Molecular function (GO): acetylcholine receptor inhibitor activity
Source: RefSeq, a predicted model, not a curated record
CGGGGCGGAGCCGACGCCCUUUCCCCACCCCCGGCGCCCGGCCCUGCCGCCAGCCCUGCUCUCCUCCAGCCGCCCUGCGCAGCUCUCUGGCCACAUCGUCCGCACCAUGAAGGCGCUCCUGCUCGCUGUGCUGGCCGCGGUGCUGUGCGUGGAGAGAGCCCACACGCUCGUCUGCUUUUCCUGCUCGGAUGCCUCCUCCAACUGGGCCUGCCUGACGCCUGUCAAGUGUGGAGAGAAUGAAAACCACUGCGUGACGACGUACGUCGGAGUGGGACUCGGCGGCAAAUCCGGCCAGUCCAUCUCGAAGGGAUGCUCUCCCAUCUGCCCCAGCGCCGGGAUCAACCUGGGAAUAGCGGCCGCCUCCGUUUACUGCUGCGACUCCUUCCUCUGCAACAUCAGCGGUUCCAGCAGCGUCCGAGCCAGCUACACCAUCCUGGCCUUGGGAAUUCUCAUCAGCUUCAUCUACGUCCUCCAGGCUCGCCAGUGAUGGGGCUGCCUGAGGAAGAGCCGCCUCCCACGGGUCUCGUUAGCCAAUAUCUUCUCUGUUGCUGUCUGCAAGGAGAUCCUCUACUUCUCAGCAGGCUUCCAAGGUGAUUGUUUCCCAGACUUUUUUUGCUCUUCCAAGCAAGUUGGAGAACCUGGGUGGUUUGGCUGAGCUGUUCUCCUCCUCCUGUGGACGUCUCCCGCUGCACUCUCGCUCCUCCUUUGCCAAGGCGGAUGAUUUUGGAAGGGUUUCUGCUUUUUCUACCUAUUCAUAAUCCCCCCUGCCCCCUCAUUUCUAAGUUUGGUUAAACCAGGCUGGGACUCGCUGAGAACAGAUUCACCCCAAGCACCACCAGGUCUGCUCCACUACAUGGGUGGCACAGGCAGAGGGAAUGCAGGAUCCAAAGGGAGACACAUUCCUGGCCCCUCGCAGCUGCAGUCUCUUUUUAUAAAAUUGUCUCAUUUCUUCUGAUCCUGGGCUGACUUUUCUGGAAAACCAAUGCCGUGUACCUUGUCCUUCCAAGUUCUGUAAGUGCCAGACCUGAAUAAACUUGCUCCUGUUGUUACCCGA